Molecule: messenger RNA, 9764 nt
Organism: Anolis carolinensis (green anole)
Lineage: Eukaryota; Metazoa; Chordata; Lepidosauria; Squamata; Anolidae
Gene: dido1
Product: death inducer-obliterator 1
Exons: 19
Coding region: 428-7927 (2499 amino acids)
Biological process (GO): DNA-templated transcription; apoptotic signaling pathway
Cellular component (GO): Set1C/COMPASS complex
Source: RefSeq, a predicted model, not a curated record
CAAUGGGAGGCGAGGGGCCCGAUUGUCCUUCAGGUUGGCUGUUAGACAUGGCAAAGCGGGGCCCAAGGUAAAGGCCCCGUAGAAUCGGCAACCCUCCUUUCUACUUGGAGAAAGCCUCGUGGAAUUCAACAGGAAUUAUUAUUGCAAUUUGCAUUGGGCCCCGCCCCUUCCGCAGUCUCGCGGUGUUUCCUCGGGCGGCCAUUUUGGCGACGGGUUCUACAGGCGGAGCAACAGGCCUUCUACUUCCUCCGCCCAGAAAGCGAAGCCAAGCCGUGUGAAGGAGAGAAGGAGGAAAUGGCGGCCGUCGUCGUCGACGCCUUCGCCGCUUGCCGGGGCUGAGCAGCGAAGCUAAGGGAUUGGGAGAGAUCCGCUUCCUUCCCUCUCCGAGCCCCGCUUUGCAGCCUCUCUGUCGAUCUUUUAAAAUUGCAUGAUGUGUGAUGAGUUGGAGAUUCUUGACAGGGAGAUUGAGAAAUUAUUACAAAGCAGCAUCAUGGAAGAAACCUCCUUAAACUCAGAAUCCCUUCAGCCAUCAAGCUCUGAUUCCUGGGAUGUAGCUUCUGCUUCAGGCAGUAAAGCACGAGGCAGUUUAGUGAAGGCAGCCACAUCAAGUGGAGUAUUGCUGGUUUCUGAGUCUUCGAGAGGCCAUCACCAUGAAUGUUGUGCUUCUGGCUUCAGCACAACAACCUAUGCUGUAGGGAUUUUGCUGAGUGAUUCUGAUUUACUUCAUCCCUUCAAUGAUUCUUCUUUUGGUUUAAAACCGCUGUCAGAAAAAAUCCUGACAACCUCUAACCCCAUGUCAGAGGUGACAUUUGGGAACAGUAGCAUCAGUAGUAUGGAAGAAGAGAAUUUGGAAUCUGUGGCACUGGAGUCUGAAUCUAAUAUGGAAAGCCCAUCUCGUGCUUUGAAUGACAAAGGUGAGCAAAGCAAUGAGGAUGAACAAAAAACCCUUAAACCCACUAGUAAGGAGUUCAGGAAAACGUGGGGAUUUCGGAGGACUACAAUUGCGAAGCGUGAAGGCUUAGGGGAUCCUGAGAUGGAUAUUACUGAGCAGUCUUCUUCGCAGCAGCAAAACAUGGCUCUUAGGCGUAGUGGGCGACAGCCAAAACGCACUGAACGGGUGGAAGAGUUUCUUACAACAGUAAGACGCAGAGGAAGAAGAAAUCUUCCUUCAGGCCUCGAUGACUUGAAUGACCCAGCAUCUUGCCAUGUUACUGACAUUGAAACUGCUUCUGAAGGCAGUGUAGAAAGCAUAUCAGAUGUUAGAACUGGAACUCAGAAGGGCCGCUCUAAGGACAAUAAAAGCCAGUCGUCUUAUAAACUUAGAACCACUAAAGACCAUGGAGAUGGAGAGGGGGAGGAGGAAGAUACGUCUGACAGUGAUAGUGAUGGAUUAACACUAAAAGAAUUGCAGAACCGACUAAGGAAGAAACGUGUUGAGGAGAAACCAAAAGAGGUAACACUGAGAGACUUACAAAAUCGGCUCAGGAAAAAACAGCAAGAACAAAAUCCUACUGAGAUAGAUGAUGACCAAGGAGGCAACCAGAUUAAGCAUGAAGUAGAUAUAAAGCAAGAGCCAGAAGAUACAGAUAACACUGAGGCUAAAAUAGGUGUUCCCAAGGAAAAUACAGAAACAGUUCAGGUUAAGAAGGAAAGAAAAUCUCCUGUGCAUACCAGUGAUGAACCAGCAGAACUCAGAAAGAUCAAAUCGGAGUCCGACAUUUAUGAUCCCAAUACUCUCUACUGCAUCUGUCAGCAGCCCCACAACAACAGGUUUAUGAUCUGUUGUGAUAGAUGUGAAGAAUGGUUUCAUGGGAACUGUGUAGGGAUUUCAGAGGCUCGUGGGCGACUGUUGGAAAGGAAUGGAGAGGACUAUAUAUGCCCAAAUUGCACCAUUCUACUGGUGCAGGAUGAAGCGAUUACAGAAACAGGGCAUCAGGAAACUGCUCUAGGACAUCUAGCAAAUGAUGGCACAGAGCUUACAAGCAUCGGAACUGUUGAACAAAAGUCCAUUGAGGACCAAGGAAUCAAGGGCCGAAUUGAAAAGGCUGCAAAUCCAAGUGGAAAGAAAAAACUCAAAAUAUUUCAACCAGUACCUGAAGAACCUGAAGCCUCCAGUUGUAUUGGCCCAGGGUGCUCAAGGGUGGCUCAAUCAGGUUCUGUGUACUGCAGUCAUGAAUGUAUUCUGAAACAUGCUGCAGCUACUAUGAAAUUUCUUAGUGAAGGCAAAGAACAAAAACCAAAAGAGAAGACCAAACUAAAAACAAUUGCCGUAAAACCUCAGCCUCUGGCAGGCACCAAGCCCCUUUCCAUGCAGAAGAGACCAGCUCCCGAGAAGAGAGAGAGUGCCAUGAAGAAAACGGUGAUGACAGCUGUUAAGACUGAAGCAAAUAGUCAGGCAGUAGUUAAAGAGUCACCCCCAGAGAUCACCACACCGUCUUGGGCAAGCGAUCAUAAUUAUAAUGCAGUAAAGCCAGAAAAGACUCCUGCCAUUUCAUCAUCACUGUUGUUCAAAUCACAAAAAGAAGAGCGGAAGAAUGAAGAGAAAUCAGUGGAAUCUUCUACAGCCUCAAAGAAAAUUGUUGUAUCAACUUCCACAGUUGAGAGACAGAUAUCGUCCCAAAGUAGAAAUCUCCCUCAAAAGAAACCCUCUGCAUUUCCUAGUACUUCAGUAACUAAGCACACAGUUACUAAUACGUCAGUAACUAAGCACACAGUUACUAAUACGUCAGUAACUAAGCACACAGUUACUAAUAUGUCAAUAACUAAGCACCCAGUUGCCAGCACAUCAGUAACUAAACACCCAGUUGCCAGUACUUCACUAACUAAGCACCCAGUUAAGCAUUCUGCUGCAGGUUUUAAGGGGGUAAUUCCUAAAAAAUCAUCAGUUUCAACUGGUAUACCUACAUCUAGUAACAUUUCAACACCAAAGCCUUCACCUCUAUCCUAUGGUCCAUCUUCUGCUUCUAAAAGGCCAGUUGCCUCUUCUAACGUGGUUGGUGCACCUAGGAAACCCGUGGUGUCUUCUACUUCUUCCUUCACAACAUCUUCAACUUCACAAGCCAAAUCAUCUGUGAAUGCCAGUCAGUCACAGCCAAAUUCCCAAAUUCGUCAAAAUAUACGAAGAUCCCUUAAAGAAAUUUUAUGGAAAAGAGUAAAUGACAGUGACGAUCUGGUCAUGACAGAAAGUGAAGUGGGGAAGAUUGCACUGAAUAUUGAAAAGGAGAUGUUUAAUUUAUUUCAUGCUACAGAUAAUCGUUACAAGAGUAAAUAUCGCAGUAUUAUGUUCAAUCUCAAAGACCCCAAAAAUCAGGGACUUUUCCAUCGUGUUCUUCGAGAAGACCUCCCUUUGUCAAGGCUAGUAAGAAUGAAGCCAGAAGAACUUUUAUCCAAAGAACUUUCUGUGUGGAGAGAAAAACCAGCCAAAGCAAUAAUGGCACCUAGACGUAAAACUUUUGAAAAUAAAAAAAUAGUUGUAAAACAAGAACCCAUCCCAGAUGUUAACAUGGAGGAUUCUCCACCAGUAUCUGAUUCUGAUGAGCAGCAAGAAUCAGAACGAACAGCCCCAGAGAAGAACAGUACUCCUGUUCUGGAUGUUUUCAGCAGCAUGUUACAGGACACAACAAGUCAGCAUCGAGCCCACCUUUUUGACCUGAAUUGCAAAAUAUGUACAGGUCAGGUUUCUGCAUCUGAUGAUGAAACAGCUGCAAAGAAACCCAAAUUAUCUUCUGCUAAAAAAGCAGAACCAAAGACAGAGAUAAAGCCAAAGUCUGAAAGCUCAAUAUCAACAGUUGAUAUGGAGGCUACAAAGGAAGAAGAAUUAGAGAAUACCCUAGAACCUGAAGUUGUAUCUGCAACUGAAACAUUUUUUCAGCCAAGCAUGGAAAAAGCUUACAUUCCUUUAACUCAAGGACAAACUCACUUAGAAACUUCUCUGUCUAAUGAAGGUCCAGUGUAUCCCAUGUCUUAUGCUGUUAAUGUUACCACUACUGUGACAGUCUCUGGCAAGGAUCCAAGAACUGCCAUGAGUGCUUCAUCAGCAACUGUUUCUUCUGAGACCUCUGUAUUACCUACCAUCUCUACACCUGACAAACCUUCUGUAGGAGAAAGUAAACCAGAAACAUCAAAAUCUGUUUUACCAACUCCAAAGUCAAUAUUAACAAAGCCAUCAUCUGACCCAAGAUAUUUGGCAGGUCCACCAUCAUUGAAUGUUAGUGUGCCAGAGAUGCGGUCCCCUCCAGAAGGAGACACUUCCCUUUUUCUUUCUCGUCUCAACACCAUUUGGAAGGGGUUCAUCAACAUGCAGAGUGUGGCCAAGUUUGUCACCAAGGCAUAUCCUGUCUCUGGAUCCUUUGACUACCUUAGUGAGGAUCUACCAGAUACAAUUCAUAUUGGAGGAAGGAUCUCACCGAAGACAGUGUGGGAUUAUAUUGGCAAACUUAAGUCUUCAGUGACAAAGGAAUUAUGUCUAAUUCGUUUCCAUCCUGCAACAGAAGAAGAGGAAGUUGCCUACAUUUCCCUAUACUCCUAUUUUAGCAGUCGUGGCCGAUUUGGUGUGGUAGCUAAUAACAACAGGCAUGUCAAGGACCUCUAUUUGAUACCUCUCAGUGCUAAGGAUCCUAUUCCAUCCAAACUUUUGCCCUUUGAGGGACCAGGCCUUGAAUCAACUCGUCCAAAUUUAAUUCUUGGAUUAGUAAUUUGCCAAAAAGUUAAGCGUCCUGCAACUGUACUGGAAUCUGAAAAGACUGAAGAAAAAAGGAGCAGAAUUCAGAUACAGGAAGAAGUUGAAAUUUCGGGUUACUCAAAAGGUGGUGUUCUUUCCCAGCAAGAGAAAAAACCUCCAAAGUUCUCACUGUAUUCUGGAGAAACGGUUGGUAGUACCACACCGCCAGGAUCCCCACCACCUCCACCCCCAAAUCCACCUUCAGAGCCUUCCUCCUCCAUGAUGCCUUCAGUGUUAAAGAUAUUAUCAUCGGUAAAAGCAGGAAACACAAGUACUGUUGCGCCAUCAAAUACUGCAGCAUCAGGAACUGAUACAACUAUGGCAUCUUCUACUUCAUCUUCAAAAUCAUCUACGCCACUUGAUCACAUUCUGCAAACUCUUUUUGGUAAGAAGAAGGCUUUUGACUCUGUUAACAAGGAAUCUGAAGGUGCUUGUACUUCAAAGCCUGAUGCACAAACUGUUGUUGAUGAAAAAUUACCAGCCCCUCCCUUGCUAGAUCCCAUUGUGCAGCAGUUUGGGCAGAUGUCAAAAGAUAAAGUGAUAGAAGAGGAGGAAGACGAUAGACCUUAUGACCCUGAGGAAGAAUAUAUUCCAGAAAGAUCAUAUGAGAUGCAGAGCAAUGAAAGUAGAUUUGGAAAGCAAUGUGAAACUUCAGAGCAAGAAGAUGAGGCCUAUGAUCCAGAGGAUGAAACAAUCUUAGAAGAAGCCAAAGUUACUAUUGAUGAUUUGCCUAAUAAAAUGUAUUCAGAAUCUAAAAGCAACUCUUUGACAACCUCAGCUCCAUUUGUGCCUGAUGUGUCUUCACAACCAUCCUUGGUUGAGCAACAGAAAAUGUUGGAAGAAUUGAACAAACAAAUAGAAGAACAGAAAAGACAACUUGAAGAACAAGAAGAAGCCCUCAGGCAACAAAGAGCAGCUGUUGGAGUAUCAAUGGCUCAUUUUUCAGUAUCUGAAGCUUUAAUGUCACCCCCUCCAAAAGCAUCCAUAGCAAAAAUAUUCCAACAUGAAAAUCAACCUUCUGACAAAUCUGAGUUGUCCACAUCUUCAAGUCAGAGUCAAAUGUUUCAUCAGGGCAAUGAUCCUAGACAAAGUAGAGACCCACGACAAGCUAGAAGGAUUCUAACUGAACCUAAUGAAAGUUCUGACUCUACUGUAAAACAGCAUGUCUUAUCAGGAGAAUCUUCUGUAGGUCAAAUCCCACCACCCUAUUCAGGUCCAUUGCAAGCUUCAUUUGAUAAAGAAGAUAAAACACCGGCCCCUCCUGCUUCAUCUACUCAUACUGAUACAUGGAUUCCUAGUGGAAACAUUUCUGAUCUCCCUAAACAAGCUGCAUCUAUUACAUAUGAAAAUGCCCCACAACUUCACCAGGAAGCUAUUCACGUGCCACCUUCCAUUGAAAUGACCACAACUGCACCUAUUCGUAAAGUAUUGCUACCCACACCACCACUGAAUUCAUGUUUUAUGCCUACUUUCCCUGCACCUGACAAUGCUCAGAGUGUAUCUUGGUCAAAUAAGCCUCAAGACAAUAAUACUACUAGUAUAGUAAUAGAUUCUUUCUCAAAUCCAAUGUUCCCGUCUCAGGAGAACACUCCUGUUCCCUUUGAAGCAGAAAGUGGUCCCGCACAUUAUGAAGACCAAAGAAAUCCUCAGCCUUGUCAUUUUUAUGAACAAAUGAAAACUUCCACAAUUCAAAGUGAGGAAGUGAGAGGUGGACCCCCUUUUUCUUCUGUUGGAUAUACAGGUGGCCCUCCAUUAAUGCCUGGUGCUCCUGACUUCCAAUUUAUUGAGGGACAUAAUCCUCCACCAACUAACGAUGGGCAAAUGGGGCCUCCACCAAACAUGUUUGGAGCCCCAGGACCACCUAUUCCUUUAUUUUCUGCACAGCAUGGCCCACCUCCUCAUUUUAUUGAUAACAGGGGACCUCCACCAUCAUUUCCUGGUAAUCCAAGAGAACAAGCACCUGUUCAAUUUGAAGAUCAUAGGGAACCUGAAGUGGAGGAUAUGGAAUUUGCAGAUUCUCAGUAUCAUGAAAUGAGUGGUCCUGGACAAUAUGAGGAAUCUGAGCCUCCCCAGUUCAUGGGAAAUAGACCACCCUUUCCUUUCAAGGGUCAAAGAAGGCCUUCCCAAAAUAAAUUUAAAGGUCAGAGAGGGGGUCCGUCUUCUCAGUUUGGAGGCCCAAGAGGUCCACCACCGAAUCAUUUUGGAGGGCCAAGAGGUCCACCUCCAAAUCAGUUUGAAGGACAAAGAGGGCCUGCCCCAAGUCACAUGCCAGGACCAAGGGGACUUUUACCAGCACCAUUUGAAGAACGGAGAGGGAGCCCACCUCCCAGAUUUCCAAAUCAAAGAGGUCCAGCCCCACCACACCAGUAUGGAGGACCAAGGGGACCUGUGCCUGGCCAGUUUCUAGAACAAAAUGAACCUUCUCUUAAUAGACAUAAUUUUCCUAAGCAAUCCCAGCAAGGUAUGAAACCAGCCCCCAGACCUCUUUUGGAUCUUCCAAGUCCUCAAUCACAGCAUCGGAAAGAGAACUGGGAUGAAACUGGACCUCAUUCUGAUCUUGCAGAGCAAGAUGCUGAAUCAGAAGCACAGUGGUCAGGAUCUGAUUUUCGAGAGAGCCGAAGUAAUGAUUAUAGAAAUCAGCCUUUUGAAGGAAGACAGAGAGAGAGAUAUGAGGGGGGUAAUAAGGAAAAAACACCAGAGCAUCCUGAUCACUCGGAUAAUCGAUCAAAUAGGGGAACUGAUGAUAGACGGAGAGAUCGUGAUCAUACCUGGGCAUGGGAAAAGGACCGUGGCAGAAAUUGGAAUAGGGGUAGGGAAAGGGAAUGGGAGAGACAUAAGGAAAAAGACUGGGAUAAAAAUAGAGAGAGGGGCUAUAACAGAGAAAGAGAAAGAGAUUCUGAGCGAGGUAAAGAUUGGGAAAGAACCAGAGAGAGGGGUAGAAAUAGAGAUGGGGAUAAUUACCGAAGACGAGAUAGAUCAAGAAGCAGAGACCGUGAUUAUGAUAGAUACCGAGAUCGAGAUCGAGCUCGAAGUAGGGAGAGAGAAAAAGAUAGAGAAAGGGAUAGGGACCGUGACAAAGAUAGAGGGAGAGAUCGCAAGGACCGAAGCAAAAGUAAAGAAUGUGAUAAAGACUCAAAGACAGAGACACAAACAGGUGGUCAAAAACCAUCACAUCAAGAAGCUGCUCCUUCUAAUAAGCAAACAUAAAAAUUAAUAAUACUAGGUUGCUCAGAUGGAGGGAAGAUAUAAGUAUUGAUUGUGUACUAUUUGUACAUACUGUAUAUUGGUUUUGUUAGAAAAUACUUUGGUAAAAUGUAUUUCACAAAAAGAUAAAUUUUGAAUUGUAAAUACAUAUAUUCAGAUAUUAAGCAGGUACAUAUUGGGCUUGCUACAUGUUUUCAUACUGUUUUCUUACAAAAUACAUAUAGCACAAUUCUUCCCUGUAUAGGAACAGUACCUGUGCACAGACAGAUUCCAAUAGGACUUAAGAGACACUUGUCCCCUCCCUUUCCUUGGACCACUGCACUGCCUGCUAAGGUGAAGAUUUGUGGACAGGGAUGUGCCGAGUCCAUGUACAAGGUACUGCACCCACACAAGCAGACAUUGUGACAAUUGUGUUAUAGUUGUAAAGCGUUCUGAUGUUUCCUUUUUCCUUUUUCUUGAAAUUUCCAUCUGAAGACAUUAAAAUGGGAAUUGUUUUCAAAUAGCACAUUGCUUUUUUAACAUAUAAAGUUAUGUUUUCCAGUAACUUGAAUUGUAAUUUAAUGGAAACGUAAGAAAGAACUUAGAAGCCAUACCUUUACAUCUCAAAUAUAUAGUAUUUUAGUGUUUCAGGUAGUUUCCUACAUACAAUAGAGCCCAAUAUUUCUAUCCCGAACAAAUCUGGUUAUGAGCUGAUUUUUGGUAUUUAAGAAAUGUUGGCUCAGGAGCAGUGUUAUCACUUGCUUGUAAGUUGCAGAGUCCUUCGAUAAAAACACUAAGCUUCUAAGCUCACCAUUUUCCUUUUUACAUGUAGACAUUUUGAGUUUUAGACUUCCCCUGGUAACAAUUUAGACAAAAAAUGAGUAUAUCUAAAUAAUUCUUUACUUUAAACAUUUUUCAAUUUUGAAUUUUUAGAAAUGACAUAUUUGAUGGAAAAUAGUAACCUCUAUAGAAAAUACAGCCAAGUUUUUAAAACAUACUUAUUGGAAAAUACUUUAUACAUUUUGCUUUGGCAGGCAGAAUAGCUACCUGAAAGUCAUGAAAAGAUGAAGAUUUCAGACUUUGAGCAGUUUGGCUUUUCUGUAAUUUUCAUUAAAAAGAUUUGUAACACUUUUCAGAUAUUUCUUUUAAUGAGAGAUUUAAACAUGUAGUUCUGCUGUUGUCAUAACAGACAUUUAAAAGCCCUUUCUAACCAGAAUACGUCCCCACUACUUUUCUUGUCAAACCUGUGGUUAUCUUGCUAACAUGGAAGUAAAUAUUUGUGUACAGAUUGGUCUAGACAAACUGAUACCAACAAUUCUUUGCUUUAAAAAAGGGAGAGCUUUUCACUGUGAAUGCAGUAUACUAUUUCCUUAUUCUGAACAGUGCACAGGAUAAGUCAGCAGUUUAUCUGGAUUUAUAUGUACAGCUGAGCAAUUACUUUGAUAUUUUUAUAAAUAUUUGCAAAUGUAAAAUUAGAUUCAUAACAUUACAUUUUGGAAAUUGCAUUAGAAGUAGUUCUAGUCCAUAAAUAGUUCACUACAAAUUUCCACUUUAUAUUCUUUCAUCUUUGUCUUUAAACGUCAAGAUUGCAUUGAUUUAAACACAACCUAUAUGCAAAACCUUUUUGCAAAAUAUUAAAAAGGUGGUGUAGAAUGCAAAUGCCUACUAUGAUGUAAUUUUUAUUCAAGACGUUUCUAACUUAAAGACAUAUGUAAGUAUGCUAAAUUAAGUGUUUGUUUAGGUUUACUUGACAGGUUUCUGUAAAUUGUAUUUUAUAUUUCAGAAUAUAUCAUUGUAAAUUAAAUGUGGAACUUCAUAGGUUUUUGUUACUGUAAGUCAAAUAAAAAAAUUACAGAAAAUA